AUGUUAAAUGUCGACUUUAUACAAAUUUAUAAAAUAGAAAACAAUGACUGUCCCACUCGGAGUAUAAUCUUGUCGAGUACACAAAAUAUUCAAGCCUUUCUUGUUCAAGAUGAGUAUCAUUAUUACUGUAUACGUCAAUUUCGUUUGACAGAAGACUAUUUUUUUAAAAUUGAUUACAAAUAUCCAAUGUACCGUGAGCCUAUUCAUCAUCAAGAUAUAUUAGCAUUUAUUGGUACACUUCUAGAAUGUCGCUGUAAUGUCUACAUAACUAUCCAACAUGUAAACGAUCACUUUGAUGAAGACCUUUCAAUACAAAACAUUGCAACAAAACUGUGGGCUCUGCCUGACUCACCAGCUGAUCUUGAAGCUUAA
Molecule: messenger RNA, 372 nt
Organism: Rotaria socialis
Lineage: Eukaryota; Metazoa; Rotifera; Eurotatoria; Philodinida; Philodinidae
Source: the annotation of a GenBank genome assembly